Penicillium egyptiacum is the source of this 1137-nucleotide messenger RNA. Lineage: Eukaryota; Fungi; Ascomycota; Eurotiomycetes; Eurotiales; Aspergillaceae. The record is from the annotation of a GenBank genome assembly.
AUGCCAGCCUUUGCCUAUCGCCACAUCAAGAACCUCUACCCAGUCUUUUGGAGCAAGAGUGUAGAAAUGGUCAAGAUGAUUGAGGAAGACCUAAAGAGCAGAAAGGCCAACGGGAAUAACGACAACACAGUCCAAAUCAGUAACUGGGCAAGUCGAGCAACCCUGGACAUAAUCGGCGUCGCCGGUAUGGACCAUGACUUCGACUCUCUUCGUGAUCCCGAGAACACCCUCAACCAGUCCUACCGCAAAAUCAUGUCCUCGCCACCCCUGAUCAUGAAAAUCCUUUUCGUGAUAGGUAUGAUGUUUGGUAACCUAACAUGGAUCCACUCAUUACCGACGAAACGCAACAAAGAUAUCAAGCAGAGUGGCGAGGUCAUCCGCAACGUCGCACGGCAGAUGAUCAGACAAAAGAAGGCAAAGAUGGAAGACCCCAAAGCUGAAACCGGCAUUGAUAUCAUCUCCGUUGCACUAAGCAGUGGCACCUUCGAUGAAGAAAACCUCGUGGACCAAUCCAUGACCUUCCUAGGUGCAGGCCACGAGACAACCGCCACAGCACUACAGUGGGCAGUUUACGCCCUCUGCAAGAACCCCAAUGUCCAAACUCGUCUACGGGAGGAAAUCCGCGCCAAUCUGCCCUCUCUCGACGAUCCGAACCCAAUCUCCGCAGCUGCAGUCGAUAAUCUGCCCUACCUAAACGCAGUGUGCAACGAGGUCCUCCGCUUCCACCCAUCUGUGCCGAUGACUAUACGCAAGGCGGUUCGUGACACAACCCUUGCAGACAAAUAUAUCCCCAAAGACACGACAUUCACAAUCUCCCCGCAAAUCCUGAACCGACUGGAAGAACUGUGGGGACCAGAUGCGAACGAAUUCAACCCGGACCGCUUUAUGGGUCCCGGUAAGGCUAACACCGGCGGUGCGGUUAGUAACUAUGCCUUUUUGACUUUCUUGCAUGGUCCGCGUAGUUGCAUUGGGCAGGGCUUUGCAAAGUCGGAGCUUGCUUGCUUGAUUGCUGCUACUGUCGGUCGGUUUCACAUGGAGUUCAAGUUUCCUGAUGCUAAGUUGGAGAUUCGGGAGGGGGCUACCGUUUCACCUAAAGAUGGGGUACUUGCCUUGCUUACGCCGUUGGAGGGGUGGUAG